AUGCGUCUCCACUGGACAAACAAACGCUCUGGGGCAGAUGGGGCCCGCGGCGCUGGGGCCAUCCGGACUUUAUUGAGCGUGCAACGACCUGCUGUCAGCGCUAACGGAGCUAGCGGAGCUAACGGAGCACUGAAAGAACACGCCUCUGUCGCCACGCUCUUCACCUGUUUGUCCUCACGCCGCACGGAGAAGGAGGAACGACAAGAUGGAGGUUUAACUGCUGACCCGAGCUGCCUCUUCUGCCGAUUAGAGGAGAAAGGCCAGUGCCAUCCAUCCCCCACCGCUCACUGGCGAAAGAGGGCCAGAGGUAAAAAUGGACCGUACCACCGCCCGACGGUCCGAAGAGGUCCGUGA
Knipowitschia caucasica is the source of this 354-nucleotide messenger RNA. The record is from the annotation of a GenBank genome assembly. Lineage: Eukaryota; Metazoa; Chordata; Actinopteri; Gobiiformes; Gobiidae.